Molecule: messenger RNA, 3050 nt
Organism: Eucalyptus grandis
Lineage: Eukaryota; Viridiplantae; Streptophyta; Magnoliopsida; Myrtales; Myrtaceae
Product: probable leucine-rich repeat receptor-like protein kinase At1g35710
Exons: 1
Coding region: 20-2977 (985 amino acids)
Biological process (GO): protein phosphorylation
Cellular component (GO): plasma membrane
Molecular function (GO): ATP binding; protein binding; protein kinase activity
Source: RefSeq, a predicted model, not a curated record
CUCUCUCUCUCUCAAAAGCAUGAAUCUUGUAAGCAAACCCAUCGGCUUACAUGUUUGCCAGUUGAUGACUGCAGCUAUAUGGAUCGUUAUUGCGCUGGCUCUCUCCCACAACUUCCUUGCCCUUGCCACCAAAACAGAGGCAGAUGCUCUUCGUCACAGUGGGUGGUGGCCUUCCUACAUUACAAGCAACACUUCUGUGUCGCAUUGCAUGUGGUGUGGCAUUUCAUGCGACGAUUCUGGAAGCGUCGUUGAAAUAAGCGCAUCACGACAAGACUACAACAACUACUGCUACUACUACGACUAUUGGUCCUCACUUAAUUUGAGUAGCAUGAAUUACUCUAUGCUCCCGAAUCUCACAUCUCUUACGCUAUCUGGUUAUUAUCUCACCGAUAUCAUUCCCCUUCAAAUAUGUGCACUCCAAAAGCUCAGAUACCUCAACUUGUCCACCAAUGAACUAACCGGUGAGUUGCCUCUUUGUCUCCAAAAUCUAACCAUGUUAGAAGUUAUUGACAUUCAUGAUAAUCAAAUUGACAGUCUAAUCCCUCAUGAAUUGGGAAAUUUGAAGAGGUUGAUCUCCCUAGAUCUCAGUUUCAAUUUGCUAAAUGGCAUGAUCCCUAUGACUCUAGCGAAAUUGAAGAACUUAGCACAACUCUCUUUGCAAUAUAACUACUUCAAUGGAUCCAUUCCUUCGGAAAUAGAGAACUUGACGAACCUGGCAUAUCUAAGUAUGGUAGGGAACUCCUUCAGUGGAUCUAUCCCAUUAGAAAUAGGGAACUUGACAAACUUGGCAUAUCUAAGUGUGGCAAGGAACUCCUUCAGUGGAUCUAUCCCAUUAGAAAUAGGGAACUUGACAAACUUGGCAUAUCUAAGUGUGGCAAGGAACUCCUUCAGUGGAUCUAUCCCAUUAGAAAUAGGGAACUUGACAAACUUGGCAUAUCUAAGUGUGGCAAGGAACUCCUUCAGUGGAUCUAUCCCAUUAGAAAUAGGGAACUUGACAAACUUGGCAUAUCUAAGUGUGGCAAGGAACUCCUUCAGUGGAUCUAUCCCAUCGAAAAUAGGGAACUUGACGAACUUGGCAUAUCUAAGUAUGGUAGGGAACUCCUUUAGUGGAUCUAUCCCAUUGGAAAUAGGGAACUUGACGAACUUGGCAUAUCUAAGUAUGGUAGGGAACUCCUGUAGUGGAUCUAUCCCAUCGGAAAUAGGUAAAUUGAAGAGCUUGAUUAUGUUGGUGCUGAGCUUAAAUUCCUUCACUGGCCCCAUUCCAUUGGAAAUAGGAGAUUUGAAGAAUCUCACUUAUCUGGAUUUGAGCUUCAACAACUUCUCGGGAAAUAUCCCUCAUGAACUUGAGAGUUUGGUCAUGUUAAGCCGUCUCAAUCUUGCAAACAAUUCUCUUCAUGGUUCAAUUCCCAAAUUCCAAAAGCUUUUCAACUUGGAGUCCAUCGACUUAUCAUGCAAUCAUCUUACGGGAAAAAUUCCACCAAAUCUAUUCAAUGUUUCUUAUGCAUCUUUCGAAGGCAAUAAAGGUUUGGAAUAUACUGCCAUGUGGGCACUUGUAACUGCCUUUCGUUACAGUGGGUGGUGGCCUAACCUCCUUACAAGCAACAUCUCCUUAGCAUAUUGCAUGUGGCCUAGCAUUUCAUGCGACGACUCCGGAAACAUUGUCAAAAUAAAUGCAAUAUCCAACCAUGAGGGCACAUUUGAUUGUAGCCACAUUGAUUUCUCUUUAUUGUCGAAUCUGACCUUAUUCUCGAAUCUGACCUUUCUUGGGCUGCAUGAUUGUAAUUUCUCUAAUUUCUUUCCCCUUGAAAUAUGUGCCCUCCCAAAGCUCAAGCACCUCAACUUGUCCCGCACUUGGCUAAUUGGUGAGCUCCCUCUUUGUCUCCAAAACCUCACCACGUUAGAAGUAAUUGACAUUCAUGGUAACAGAAUCGGAGGUCCUAUCCCUCCUGAACUAGGAAAUCUAAAGAGUCUAAUCUACCUGGAUCUGAGUAAUAAUGCACUUGGGGGGACAAUCCCAACGACUCUUGGUCACAUAGAUAACAUCAACUUGUCGUAUAAUUAUCUUGCGGGAAAAAUUCCAGAUAACUUGGCCCACGUUCCUUAUGGAGCUUUCAUAGGCAAUGAAGGUUUGGAAAAGACUUAUGGUCCUAGAAGAAUGACUGGGGUUGUACUUAUGACAAUACUUACACCACCAAUGGCUAUAUCAUUCAUUUUCUAUUUGGUUUUGAGGCAUUUGAUCGUGUUUCAACGUAGAAUGAAGAGCACUCAAUCAGAGAUAACAGAGAAAAAUGGAGAUUUCUUGUCAAUAUGGAAUUAUGAUGGGAGAAUUGCAUAUGAAGACAUAAUCAAUGCAACAGAAGACUUUAACAUCAAAUAUUGCAUUGGAACUGGUGGAUACGGUAGUGUCUAUAGAGCGGAAUUGCCUAAUGGGAAAAUUGUGGCAUUGAAGAAACUUCACCAUCAUGAAGCAAAUGACCCAUCUUUCGACAAGAGCUUCCGAAAUGAAGUGAAGCACUUGACUGAAGUACGGCAUAGAAGCAUAAUUAAGCUCCAUGGGUUUUGCUUACACAAGCAAUGCAUGUUCUUGGUUUAUGAGUACAUGGAAAGGGGGAGUCUAUUUUGUGCUCUGAGAGAGGACGUUGAAGCAGUGGAACUAGACUGGUCUAAAAGACUUGUCAUUGUAUGGGAUAUGGCACAUGCCUUGUCUUACUUGCACCACGAUUGCGCUCAGCCAAUCGUUCAUCGAGACAUAUCUAGCAACAACAUUUUGCUGGACAACAAUAUGCAGGCAUUUCUAUCAGAUUUCGGCACAGCAAGACUCCUAGAACCUAACUUCUCAUCUAAUCUCACUGCAAAUAUUGCAGGCACCCGUGGAUAUAUAGCACCAGGUAAGCAACAAUUGUCCAUAUUUUUGUUGGAAUGUUAUUACCGGAGGCACUUAGCUAGAUCAAUAUACUUAACACACCCCAUGUGGUAAUAACAUGUUGACGCUUCAGCAUACUUACAUAUUUAUCAUUUGAUAAUGCACUAACUAAGAUUGUGAACUUUGU